Messenger RNA from Lycium barbarum (goji berry), 1081 nucleotides. RefSeq lists its product as uncharacterized. NCBI's taxonomy places the organism in Eukaryota, Viridiplantae, Streptophyta, Magnoliopsida, Solanales, Solanaceae. The record is from RefSeq and is a predicted model, not a curated record. The transcript has 3 exons. The coding region runs from base 488 to 1081 and encodes 197 amino acids.
UCUCUUGCUCUGGAAUUUUCACCUAAAAUGGAUUUUUGUUUUUGAAUAGAGAUGUUCUUACUUUACUUUGUUCCAUCUAUUUCAAAUGGCUCAUACAAGUUUCAAGUUAGGUGUUGAUUUUGGUCUGAUUGAGCAGUAGACAAAAAGUUCUUUUUCUUCUUUCACUAAAAGGAGCUGAAGGUCAAUUGUCAAAUCUAAAAUAAAAUAAUUGGAAGAAUUUUCAUCGAACUAGCACCUCAAUUUUGGUAAUCAAGGAAAACAACACGUUGAUUCAGUUUAAUUCAAGUGUGCAUAUGUACUCUUAAAUUGCAUUCCGAUUUAAAAUAUUACUUUAUAGAAAUGUUCGUCCAAACAUCUCCAUGAAUCUAGUUAUUGGAUAUAUAUUGUACUGUAAAAUGUGUGCCGAAACAUAUCUAUAUAAAACCAUUAUAAAACACAGCUUCAUUUAUUGCUUGUAUGGCACUGGUUGCAGAAUUUAUUUCCUGAGAUGGGUAAACACAAGGAUAGACCAAGGAGGAAAUCAAAUGCCAAUAUUACGAACAAGGAUCACCCCUCCAGCAGCAAAUAUUUUUCUGAUGAGCACUCGUUACAAGGCUCACAUAGGGCAGAGAUUGAAGAACUGAAUUUUCUCUCUUCAGCAUCGCUUAAACCCAAGAAGAGAAGUUCUGAAUUUUCAGAAAAUUCUCGCAGAAGUCGUAGAUUGGUGAAGAAGAACAAUUAUGGGGAUCUUGUGGAUAUUAUUCCGGGUUCAGAUAAACAGAAAUCCCGAAUACCACCUCAUCAGGAACCUGAAUCUUCAGCUCAAUUUUACAACUUGGAUGUUGAAAUGCCUGAAAUCUCUGUGAACAACAGGCAUGGAUCUUGUUUUAGCUGCUGUGAGUCGGAGCCAAGUAGCAUAGACCUAGAUGGUAUUGAGGAAACUGAAGUCAACAGACUUCUUGUAAAUGGUGAUCAGAGUUUACAUGUCGAAGGUGCCUCGUCCAACCUCACUGGAAAUCAACAAGAGCCAUGCCCAGCUAUUGAUGGGGUCCAAAAUGAGAGUGAUAAUAUGUGGAAAUUACGUGGGCCAAUCAUAUGGUAA